Messenger RNA from Phyllotreta striolata, 533 nucleotides. Lineage: Eukaryota; Metazoa; Arthropoda; Insecta; Coleoptera; Chrysomelidae. The record is from the annotation of a GenBank genome assembly.
GUACCGACAGCUUGGCGACGAGUUGACCAUGCCCAUCGACGAGGGAUAGUGACGUUCAAAGCACGUGCUUCGGAUAUGUUUUGACGCGCGGGAAUCGAAAACAUGACGGACUCGCUUCACUGCUAACUGACCCCCAGCUCCCCACUAACAUAUACGCGUUCAUUAAUUAGUAUUUGCGAUAAGUAGAUUAGAAAUUUUUGUGACGAAUUUUUUGUAGUAUUUUUAAUUCGAUAACAUGCCGUGGAUAAAGUCUUGUUUGUGCCAUCAGGAAAAGAAAAAAUCGCCUACGAUUAGCCCUCCUAUACAUUUGCUACUAAAGAACGAUGAAACCUUUGGCGGCUGGUCUCAAGGCCCCAAUCAUGCGUUUCGCUGCAAAACGUUCAAGAAGCCCCGACCCUGCCACCUUUGCCAUCAGCCCAUUCUCAACGAGGGGUCAUGUUGCAGAGGACGUGAGAAGAUUGUGGAUGCGCCUCGAUCCCACGCAAUUUACUAAAAAAUUUCUAUUAAAGAGAGGUCUUGCUGAAAAUACGUAA